This is a messenger RNA of Zychaea mexicana, 1743 nucleotides long. RefSeq names its product Endonuclease/exonuclease/phosphatase. Gene Ontology annotation, cellular component: cytoplasm; CCR4-NOT complex; nucleus. Gene Ontology annotation, molecular function: poly(A)-specific ribonuclease activity; protein binding. The coding region runs from base 1 to 1743 and encodes 580 amino acids. The transcript is spliced from 4 exons. Gene Ontology annotation, biological process: nuclear-transcribed mRNA poly(A) tail shortening. The record is from RefSeq and is a predicted model, not a curated record. NCBI's taxonomy places the organism in Eukaryota, Fungi, Mucoromycota, Mucoromycetes, Mucorales, Lichtheimiaceae.
AUGGCUACAACUACAGCUAUUGGAGGAAAUGGCGUCGGUCCACACUUUGAUCGCCAGUACAGUUAUGCUCAACGGUCCCGUCAGUCGUCGUCGCCACAUCAUCAUGCUCGGACGGCUGCGCUCAUGGCGCGUACUGCACCUAGCUGUAACCCUAUUACCUUGACUCAUCCUGCGCAACGACUCCUGCAAAAUGACUUGAGUGCGAAUCAACCCGGUGCUACUUCUAGCGGCAAAGCAGCAGCGGCAGAAGCGAUACGACAACAACGACAGCAGCAACAAGAACAAGGAGAAGAAUAUACUUGGUCGACAUUGGAUAUGGGCGGCAUGGGAUUAAACAACUUGUCACCCGUUCUAACCGCCGACUAUUUAUUUUUGACGGUGCUUUACAUCAACCACAACAACCUGACGAGACUACCAACAAGUUUAUCCAAGCUGACGCAGCUGACCAUCUUGGAUGUCUCGUCGAACCAAUUGACACAAAUACCCGCUGAACUGGGCCUUUUAGUGCGGCUUAAGGAGUUGUUGUUGUUUGAUAAUCAGCUGGCAAAUUUGCCGACCGAACUGGGCACUCUGUAUCAGCUGGAAACCCUCGGUUUGGAAGGGAAUCCAAUCAGUUCGGAUCUGUCGCAAUUGUUGCUGGAGGAAGGCUCGGCUGCGGUGAUUGCAAACUUGCGUGAAAAUGCUGAAGUGGGCAUGCCUCCACCACAACGGGAAAUGAUUCGUGUAUUGGAUGAUGAUGAAGUAGACGACGAUAAAAAGGAUGAUCCGGCGGAGAAGCUCUCCGUCUUGUGUUACAAUGUGCUUUGUCAAAAGUACGCAACAACGCAAGCGUAUGGAUAUACUCCGUCGUGGGCAUUGGGAUGGGAUUAUCGCAAAGAACUUCUCAUGACUGAGAUCUUGCGCUGGAAUAGCGAUGUCGUAUGCCUUCAGGAAAUUGAAAUGUCUCAAUUCGAAGACUUUUUUCGAGACCGAUUCCAGGAAGCCGGUGGUUAUGAGAGUAUAUUCUUUCCAAAGUCGCGUGCAAAGACCAUGACGGAUGAAGAGCGUCGUUCAGUGGAUGGUUGCGCUAUCUUCUACAAGGCAUCCAGAUUUAAACUGGUCGCGCAUCAUCUACUCGAGUACAGCCAAAAAGUUCUGCAGCGCGCCGAUCUGAAAGAAAGUGGAGACACAUUCAACCGGGUCAUGAUCAAAGACAAUGUGGCCGUGAUGAUUAUGCUUCAAGACAAAAAGACAGGCUUGCGUGUGCUCGUUGCAAACUCCCAUAUCCAUUGGGAUCCCCAAUUUGCCGAUGUGAAGCUUGUCCAAGUCGGUAUCCUUCUGGAAGAAAUUGAACGGUUUACAGAAAAGCAUACCCACGAGGAAGGAGGAUCACCAGCAACAAAAUCGUCUGUGUCGAUUCCUACAGUGAUAUGCGGUGACUUUAAUUCAACGCCAGAUUCAGGCGUAUACGAGCUAUUGGCCAAAGGAUCGGUCAAACAAAACCAUAGCGACUUUGGCAGUCAUGUCUAUGGGAAGUAUACCACCGAGGGCUUGAAACAUCAUUUGUCGUCGCCAUUGAAAAGCGCCUAUGCAAGCAUUGGCGAAUUAUCUUUCACCAAUUAUACCCCAAGGUUCAGAGGCGUGUUGGAUUACAUCUGGUACACGACAGACACGCUGGAUACCGUCUCUGUCUUGGGCCCUAUUGAUCAGGAUUAUCUGGACAAGGUCGUCGGGUUCCCUAAUCCUCAUUUUCCAUCCGAGUAA